UAGUCCCCUUUCAUUUCACUUCAACCAUUCACAAAUGGCUUCUCAUAAGUUUUCUUCUUUUGUAUUGUUCUUUCUUUUGUUAGGUAUUGGGGUUUCAUAUGCAGCUAGAACUCUCUUAACUUAUGGUGGAGGACCAGUGAAUAUACCUGCAUUUGCUUAUGGUGCAGGCAAUGGUGGAGGUGGUGGAAGCGGUGGUGGAUAUGGUCCACUUGGUGGUGGUGGUGGAGGUUAUGGAAGUGGAGGUGGUGGUAGUUAUAGUUCUGUAGGAGUACAAUAUGGUGUUGGAGGCUAUGGAAGUGGAGGUGGAGGUGGAAGUGGUGGUGGUGAAGGAUACGGUCCUAGUGGUGGCUAUGGUGGAGGAGGAGGUGGUGGGAGUGGCGGUGGUUCUGCUUAUGGUCAUGGUGGUUCUGCUUAUGGAGGUGGUGGAGGAAGUGGCGGAGGAGGUGGUUAUGGUCCUGGUGGUGGUGGAUAUGGAGGGGGUGGUGGAAAUGGUGGUGGAGCGAGUUAUGGUCCUGGAGAAGGUAGUGGAUAUGGAGGUGUAGGAUAUGGUGGAGGUGGUGGUAGUGGAGGUGGUGUGGGGUAUGGCCCGGGAGGUGGAGGGUAUGGAGGAGGUGGUGGGAAUGGAGGUGGGGCUGGAUAUGGUCUUGGGGGUGCAGGAUAUGGAGGAGGUGGUGGAAAUGGCGGUGGGGCAGGAUAUGGUCAUGAAGGUGCAGGUUAUGGAGGGGGUGGUGGAAAUGGCGGUGGAGGAGGAUAUGGCCAUGAAGGUGCAGGGUAUGGAGGGGGUGGUGGAAAUGGCGGUGGAGGAGGAUACGGUCAUGAAAGUGGAGGAUAUGGAGGUAAUGGAGGAAAUGGCGGUGGUCAUGAAAGUGGAGGAUAUGGAGGCAGUGGUCAUGAAAGUGGAGGAUAUGGAGGUAGUGGAGGAAAUAACGGCGGUCAUGAAAGUGGAGGAUACGGAGGCAGUGGAGGAAAUGGAGGAAAUGGCGGCAGUCAUGAAAGUGGAGGAUAUGGAGGCAGUGGAGGAAAUGGAGGUGGUCAUGAAAGUGGAGGAUACGGAGGCAGCGGAGGAAAUGGUGGCGGUCAUGAAAGUGGAGGAUAUGGAGGCAGUGGAGGAAAUAGUGGUGGUCAUGAAAGUGGAGGAUAUGGAGGAAGUGAAGGACAUGGCGGUGGUCAUGAAAGUGGAGGAUACGGAGGCAGUGGAGGAAAUGGUGGCGGUCAUGAAAGUGGAGGAUAUGGAGGUAGUGGAGGAAAUGGCGGUGGUCAUGAAAGUGGAGGAUAUGGAGGCGGCAGUCAUGAAAGUGGAGGAUACGGAGGCAAUGGAGGAAAUGGCGGCGGUCAUGAAAGUGGAGGAUAUGGAAACAGUGGAGGAAAUAGCGGUGGUCAUGAAAGUGGAGGAUAUGGAGGCAGUGGUGGAAAUAGCGGUGGGGCAGGAUAUGGUGGAGAACAUGGAGCAGGGUAUGGUGGUGGUGGUGGAAAUGGUGGGGGUGGAGGUGGAGGAGCAGGAAGUGGCUCAGGAGGAGAAUAUGGCUCUGGUUAUGGAAGCGGAGCAGGUGGGGGACAUGGUGCAGGAGGAGGAAAUAAUGGUGGGGGAAGCGGAGGAGGGGGUGGAGGAGGAUCAGGAUAUGGUGGAGGAAGUGCACAUGGUGGUGCAUACGGUGGACAUGAAGAAGGCAAUGGGUAUGGUGGAGGAGGUGGUAGCGGGCAAGGUGGUGGACAUGGUGGAUAUGCACCUUGAAAUGGACAUCAUAAAUGUUACCUUAUAUAUAUAUAUAUUUAUACUAUAUACAAUUAUAAAAGAAACAAAUAGGGAAAAUACAUAUUAUCAUUUAUCCUUUCUUAAUUCCCUAUGUAAUCAAAAUAUAUUUACGUGUAUCAAAGAUUGGGCAAAGGGAUUAGUUAUAUGUAGUAAGAAAAGUGUGUGAUAUAUAUGUCAAAAUGGGAACACUUGCCAAGUUGUAACUUCUUCAUCUCUAUAUUUUGUUGAAGUAAAAGAUUAAGGGGACUCUCCUAUUUUUGACAAA
Molecule: messenger RNA, 2018 nt
Organism: Cucumis sativus (cucumber)
Lineage: Eukaryota; Viridiplantae; Streptophyta; Magnoliopsida; Cucurbitales; Cucurbitaceae
Product: glycine-rich cell wall structural protein 1.8
Exons: 1
Coding region: 35-1732 (565 amino acids)
Source: RefSeq, a predicted model, not a curated record